Photinus pyralis (common eastern firefly) is the source of this 1456-nucleotide messenger RNA. RefSeq names its product protein 60A (gene gbb). Gene Ontology annotation, biological process: SMAD protein signal transduction; BMP signaling pathway. Gene Ontology annotation, molecular function: cytokine activity; growth factor activity. The coding region runs from base 159 to 1400 and encodes 413 amino acids. The record is from RefSeq and is a predicted model, not a curated record. NCBI's taxonomy places the organism in Eukaryota, Metazoa, Arthropoda, Insecta, Coleoptera, Lampyridae. The transcript has 6 exons. Gene Ontology annotation, cellular component: extracellular region.
AGUAAGAUCCACUUCCGGUAUAUGACCCUGUGGUGGCAAACAAAACGUUUUUGAUUGGAUGCUGGAGGCGGUAAAACUAGUUUUGUUUAUCGUUCUCUUCUCUCUGAAGUGGUUUUUAGUUAGUGCGUUGGUGCAAGUCGCAACUUUAAUUUAUAUUAAUGAACUCAAUUAGUAUGAACGGAUUCUCGCUAAAUGUUUAUUAUUUUUUUAUUAGUAUUUACGUUUGUUCCGCGUAUUCUCCAGCGGGUUUGUAUAUCGAUAAUGGAUUAGAUCAGACCAUAAUUGAUCGGGCUAUGAGUACACAAGAAAAGCAUGAAAUGGAACUUGAAAUUUUAAAUUUAUUGGGACUACCCAAUCGUCCCAGGCGAGGUAUAAAUGCGCCACUACGAAAAUCGGCACCGAGAUUUUUGAUGGACGUGUAUCGAUCAUUAAUGGAAAAGGACGAAGAGGGCAUUGGUAGAGUUGAUAGAAGUGCAGAUUUAUACAUCAGCGGUGAGGAGCAAACUGCGAUUGACGAAAGCGACGUUAUUAUGACAUUCGAGAGCAGUCAUCACGUGAGUGGUGUUCGCCAUGAGAGAGGCAAACGUCUGUGGUUUAAUUUUACCGAAGUUCCUAUCCAGAAUGAAAUUGUGGGUGCCGAGUUACGUAUAUACCAAAAUAAUAUAAAUAAUUCCAUGCAUUCUAACGUUUCAUAUACAGUAACAGCAUAUCAGCUCAUUAACUCUGAAGAGGGAGAGAGGGAGUUGGAGUACAUAAUUGCAGUGAAUACAACUGAAGAUUUUACUGGAUGGUUAGAGUUAAACUUGACAAACAGCUUAUCUACCUGGGUGGCAUUCCCCAACUCAAAUAAAGGUCUCUAUUUAUCUGUCCAUCCAGCAGAAAAGCCAGCACGUGAAAUUAGACCGGAAGAUAUCGGUUUGGUAACCAUAAAAGGAGACGAUGAAACUCAACCAUUUAUGGUUGCGUUUCUUAAGGCCACAAAUCAUGUUAAAACGCGAACAAGUAGAGAAAUACGGAGGGUUCGUAAAACUGAUUAUCCGACAUUGAUGAAAAAUUCUGGUGAAGUGGUGGCGACACAUGACUGGAGAAGUUGCAAAAUUAACACUUUGUAUAUCAGCUUUAAAGAUUUAAAGUGGCAGGAUUGGAUCAUAGCACCUGACGGUUAUGCGGCCUAUUAUUGUGCAGGAGAAUGCAAUUUCCCAUUGAAUUCCCAUAUGAAUGCUACAAAUCACGCAAUUGUGCAGACGUUGGUGCAUUUAAUGAGUCCAUUGAAGUAUCCCAAACCAUGCUGUGCACCUACAAAGCUCACACCAAUAUCUGUAUUAUAUUUUUUGGAUGAGUCGAAUGUUAUACUUAAGAAGUACAAGAAGAUGGUUGUUAAAAGCUGUGGUUGUCAUUAGUGUGCUCUGUAAUAAUUUGUAAAUAGGAUUGUAUAUAAUAAAUUUUUAUCGUUUUA